AUGCCUGCAGCAGCCGACGCCGGAGCAAAUACUGCCGGCCUGGAGGCGCUCGGCCGGUUGAAAUCCACGGAGUCACCGGUCUACCUUGCGCCCUCACUGGAGCUCUCAAAGGCAGCUCGAUCAGCCUCAGAAUAUUUGUUUUCCUCUCUCAGUCCGUACGCUCCUAAGUCUCCUUUUACUCGCCUCUUGACUGAAGGGUUUGAUGCCGAGCAGAUAUGGCAGCAAAUCGAUCUUCAGGCGCAGCCGUUGCUCACCUCCCUCCACCGUCAUGUUAGAAAUUUCGAGAAAAAUCCUGCAGAAAUAGAGAAGCAGUUUAAUUUGGGUAAAGCUGGAAAAGUUGAGAAGGUGGCUGCGGAUGGAGAUAAUAAAGGAAAAGGAAGACGGGUCGUAGAGAGUGAAAGUGAGGAUUUGGAUGAUAAUGAUGAUGACGAGGAAGAAGAAGAAGAAGAAGAAGGUGAAGAUGAAGAUGAAGUUGAAGAAGAAGAAGAAGAAGAAGAAGAAGAAGAAGAAGAUGGGGAAGAUGAUGAGGGAGAGGGAGAAAGAAAGAAUGUAGUUGAAGAUCAGUUUUUCAAAAUUAAGGAAUUGGAGAAACUUAUUGCGGAGGCUGAAGAACAAGAGUAUGGAAUUAAGGAAGAGAAGAAUAAGAGGAAGAGAGAUAUUAGAACUGCAGACGAGGAGGAAGAGAGUGAAGAUGAAGAGGAAAGUGGAGACGAGGAACAUGAAGAUGAUGAAGAGGAGGAUGACGAGCUUGGACUCAUGGGACUUGAAGAUGCUGAUGAUGAAAAAUGGGAAAAUGCUAGAUAUGAAGACUUUUUUGUACGUAAAAAAACUGACCAAAAGAGAAAACCUAAACAUUUUCCUGGAUCAGAUGACAUGGAUAUGGAUGAACCUGAGGACAAUGAUGAUGAUAGUAAGAACAAGGAAAGUCUUUCUGCAAAUGAGAAAGAGCUGGCAAAACUUCGUUCUCAGGUGGACGAAAUGGAGAAAGCAAACUUGGGACUAAAUAUGCAGGGCGAGAGUCUUUCAACACAUGAAAAAGAGUUAGCAAGACUUCGUACUCAGAUAGAGGAAAUGGAAAGAGCAAACUUGGAACCAAAGACAUGGACAAUGCAGGGCGAGGUAACAGCUGCUAAACGACCCAAAAACAGUGCUUUGGAAGUUGAUCUAGAUUUUGAGCAUAAUGUGAGACCUGCUCCUGUAAUUACGGAAGAGGUUACUGCAUCGCUUGAGGAAUUAAUUCAGAAACGUAUCUUAGAGGGCCGAUUUGAUGAUGUUCAGAAGCCACCUGCAUUAAUGGCAAAGGCACCAAGAGAGAAAAUAGAGUUGGAUGAGAAUAAGAGCAAGAAGGGCCUUGCUGAACUUUAUGAGGAUGAAUAUGCUCAAAAGACUGGUCUCGUAUCAGCUGCAUUAUCUUUCUCUGAUGAGCAAAAGAAAGAAGCAAGUGUGCUAUUUAAGAAAUUAUGCCUAAAGUUCAAUGCACUUUCCCAUUUCCACUUCACUCCAAAACCGGUAAUCGAGGAUAUGUCCAUACAAGCGAAUGUUCCUGCUCUAGCCAUGGAAGAGAUUGCGCCUCUAGCAGUGUCUGAUGCAGCUAUGCUUGCCCCUGAAGAAGUGUUUUCUGGUAAAGGAGACAUUAAAGAAGAAACAGAGCUAACAAAAGAAGAGAGGAAGAGGAGAAGGGCUAACAAGAAACGGAAAUUUAAAGCCGAGUCCGCAAAGAAGAUGAGCGUAAAGGCACAGCCAACUGCAAUGGCAACCCACGAGGAUGGCAAUGAGGACUCGUGA
Striga hermonthica is the source of this 1785-nucleotide messenger RNA. NCBI's taxonomy places the organism in Eukaryota, Viridiplantae, Streptophyta, Magnoliopsida, Lamiales, Orobanchaceae. The record is from the annotation of a GenBank genome assembly.